AUGUGGGACGUCGUAAGCCGCGUUGGAAAAGCGGCUUACCGCACCGCUGCGUUGACUGGUCUAGCUGCUGGUACGGAGCAACCGCCAUAUCCCUGUGCGCUUCCGUUAAAAACUGUGAGCAGCGAUAGUGACGUUGAUUCCAUGAGAGAAGUGCUUAACAGCGCCUUUGAUGCUUCAAAAGACAUGUUGGAAAACAAUGGGGAGCACCAGUGGCAACUUGUGGAUUAUGUGGACCCUGAGGAAGGAGGCGACUUGCAUUUGUUUACUCGUCCACGAGUUGGACCUUUUAACUUCGUCAAAGCCACCCUGUCCUUCAUGGGUGUUUCACCACAGAAUGUGCUGGACACGAUGCACAGCGACAACGCCGAUGACCGCAAACGAUACUCCGCAAAUCUCUCCCACUUUGAAGUGUUGGCCAAACCCAUGGCUGGGUGCGCCAUAGAGUUACACAAGUAUUGGGCACCACCGCCCGUGGCUGGCCGCGAGUUUGUCUUCGCUGCGGAGAAGAAAUAUGUUGAGAGUGAGAAUGUGUACUAUGUGCAUGGCUGUAGCAUCGACUACACCCCACAGAUGGAAACCUCAAAAGGCUUUGUCCGUGCAGCUUGCUUGUGGGCAUGGAAACUGAUGCCUGUGGGUGACAACACCUUGGCAACUUAUGUGAGUUGUAUGAACCCCCGCGGGUGGACGCCACCGUUUAUUUUCGGUUGGCUGAAGUCGGAGAUUGGAAAAGAACUUGUUGCUUGCCGCCGUGUGUUGUAUGGUGAAACCGUCAAAGUUGAACGAACCACGCUUCAAGGCAUGGGCCUAUCAGACGAGGUGAACAAUUUGACAGACGAGGAGCGAAAAAGGAUGUCAGAGGGGGAACCCCAACCCGAGGCCUCUUAA
Molecule: messenger RNA, 885 nt
Organism: Trypanosoma brucei brucei TREU927
Lineage: Eukaryota; Euglenozoa; Kinetoplastea; Trypanosomatida; Trypanosomatidae
Exons: 1
Coding region: 1-885 (294 amino acids)
Molecular function (GO): lipid binding
Source: RefSeq, a predicted model, not a curated record